ACCUCAACGUCAACACUAGCACCACCACCGCCCACCCAACCAAGCCCUCCGCCCGAUCACGACAAAUUUUCUUCCACACGCGCAGCAACCAACGGGCAGUGCAUCGCGGUUUAUUUCCCAGUAUCUACAGCAUUCUGUUUUAUAUAUAACCCUAGCGUGCUUCUUUCCUGCCCUCGCUUGCCGUUCUCCCGCCUUCUCCUCACGGACAUGGUUCGAUGCCAGUAGACAGCGAACCCGACACGCGAGAAAUCCUCGCCUCUCCUUGUCCCUCAUCAACCGUCUACGCCGCUUUGCAGUAGCUCUCAACACACUUUACAUUUACUAUUCCUUUCUCUCAUGGCGUUUCGCGGCGACGACCAGCGCCGCUACGGCCAGGUCCCUCCCGUCCAGUACCCAGUCUCCAACCAGUACUCCGCCCAGCAGCAACAGCAAGCCGCCGCUGGGAGAAGACUCAGCUACAUGGAUGGUGAUGAUGGCGCCUCUUACCAUGAUCCGACGUCCCCUCAACAGCAUUAUCCGCAAAACACCAACCAGGACGAGCUCUUCAUGUCGAGCCCUGCCCAGCCCGCGGGCUUUCAGCACCACCAACAACAGCAGCAGCCACAACACCACAACUCCAUGGCUGGUUAUCACCAUCGCUACCAAGACCCUGCCCAACCCACACAUGCGAAUGCGUCGUACAACCCGCAAUCAUUUGCACCUCCGCCCAACUCAGGCUUGUCAGGCGGCGUAGGUCUGCCGUACACGCCACACCCUGCUGCUGGCAGAUACGCCCACUCCAACGCUCAAGGCGCACCCGACACGGCGCCUCAAUCGACGUACAACCCUCAGUCAUACAAUCCUGCUGCGUACACCAGCCCCGUCAUUCCCCAGCGCCAGCCCAGCUACGGUGGCUAUGACCAGGGCUACGGUGCGCAGGCAGCGUCUCCGUACGGCCCGUCGCCGACAACGACUUACGCUCCUUCGUUUGCCCAGCCUCUGCACUCGCCAGGCCUGUCAGCUGGUUAUCAGCAAUCGCUCAACAGCCCGACCUCGAUCCCAAGCUCAACCUCGCAGCUGCCAACUCCUACAUACGAUCCCUCUCAAUACGCGACGGGACAAUACCAAGGCUACCCCAACGGCAACGGCGCACAUCCAGCACCAUACCCCCCAGCAUCGCACAUCCCUGUUGGGCCAGAGUACGAAUCCAACGAUCAUUCGCCACACUACCAACAGCCUUCGCGAUCUGGUUCACACGCGUCUAGCGCUGCUUCGCACUACUCUCAGACGCCUGCGUCGCCUGGUCUCCAACGCCAUCCUACAAACGCGCCACUACCCAGCCGACCGCUUGAUGGAGCAAACCAACAACGAUGGAAUGAUAAUGAUGCCUACGAGGCGGAUGAAUAUUCGAGCGAUAAUGCAAACUUCCAGGAUAGCAUCAUACAGGAUAUCGAGGCCGAACUCAAUGUAGGAAAUGCCCAUCCUCGCCGACCUCUGCCAGCAAACAGCGCCAUCGCGCACGAACAGGCUUCGCACCUUCAACGCUACGCAUCCGACGCAACCACCCUUGACAGAUCACCUAGACAGGGUUCACCACGAUACGGACAAGGAUCCUACGACCACGGAGACGACCAUGGUGACGAUGACGAAGAUCCCGAAGCUACCGCUGGCAUCCUCGCUAUGCAACAGGCCGAGCUUGACGACGCUCGCUUCAGCGGAAGUACAUUCGCAUACGUCGACAUGCCCGCCAUGCCUGCUGUACAGAUUCCCAACAAAGACCUGCCUCCGCCACCCGAGGAGCAGACCAUCAACAGCGACAGUUCGAGCGACUUUGGCGGUGCCGGCAUGGACCUCAGUGGCUUUGGUGGUGGCCAUGUUGGUACAUACAGCAACUUUGGAGCGCCGCCUGGUUCUUCGUCGUCUCAAUUUGACAGCGCCCAAAUGCCGACGCCCCGAUACUUUAACAACCUGCGUCAAGAUUACAGACAGGCGGCCGCUUACGACCAUGUCGAGGUUGACUAUGGUGGCACAGGUGGUCUGCAACCCCCUACUGCCUCUCGCCUCAGCUUUGAUGAGGGAGACGAGAACGUAUCGAUUCACUCCCAAAACAGUGGCAUCGAAUCGCCCAAUAAAGACGACCUACCAGAGUUCUUCUACCACCCCGGCCCAACAAAUCGUCCUCUGCCUGCGAUACCUCCUGGCCCUGGAUCAGACAGUAGCUCAAUGUUGUCUGCACAAAAUAGCGUGCGCCAGCCACAGCAUGCACACUCUGGGAGCGCCGACUUCCGCAUGGCACACGAUCCGCGCGAUAUGGCCUAUAAUGCUAAUCAUCAGCUUCUUCAACCUGAGCGCUCUGUAUCUGUAUCUGAUCAUAGCACCACGCCGCAAGUUGUCGCCCCAGCCCGUUCUAGAACCGACGCCGACCAAGAACGCAAGAAGAUUACACGCCACCAGAUGACUCCUUCGCAAAGCGGAACAAUCUACUCCGACUACGAAUCGACGGCUGUACCUGCUGCCGGCUUCGACAACAUUACGCUACCAACUCGCAAGCGCAAAUUCAUUCCUGGUAAACUUACAAAGGCCGAUUUCGUGCGAUGCAGCGAGCCUUGGGCCCUCAGUUCCGUGGAGGCUUGGUUGCGCGAGAUGACACAGGGCGAGCCAUACUUGCGGGAGAAGACUGUCGAAGAGACAUUAACAUCGCUGUUCACCGACAAGGUUGCUACAAUGAACGUCGCCGAUGCUGAAGUGCUUAGCAGCUCCGUCUUUGCCAGCAUGCUCAAAGCAGGUGUUCUCCUACCCGACGAGGAAUGGGUCAAGUUUGGCGAAGGCCACAUCUCAGGCGUGCUCUGGCACCUUACCGGCAGCGGUUGCUAUUCACCUAAGCUGCACGAGUACAAGACUACAGGCCGUUGUUACUCAUUCCACUGUACGAGAACAAGCAAGAAAGCCGACUUGGAGGAUGUCUUCCAAGAAGAGGCCAAAGAUGCGGCAUGGAAUGUCUUUUAUGGACUCAAGCCGGAUGACUGGGCUCACAAGUCUAACAAGGAGGUCGAACGUCAAAAUAUCUUGCACGAAAUUGUUACCGGUGAGGAGGGCUACAUUCGACAGCUCGAGGUAUUCCGUACACUCUGGAGGGAUGACCUUCGAAACCGCAACCCUCCAAUUAUUCACCCUGACAAGCGGGACCGAUUCCUUGCUACUGUGUUUGGCAAGGUUGAUACUGUUGUGCAAAUCAACAAGGAUUACCUCUUGGCUCAGCUCAAGUAUCGCCAGCAAGAACAGGGCCCUUGGAUCUCUGGUUUCAGCGACCUGUUCCGCGAAUGGAUUCGAAAAGCUAAGAACAUUUACAUUGAAUACGCGACGGCCUAUCCCAGAGCUGAGUAUAUGAUGCGCAAGGAGGGCAGACGGAAUCUCUUGUUCAAGAAGUUCCUUGACGAGAUGCAGAAGCACAAGGCAUCUAUGAAGAAGGACUGGACCCAUUUCCUUAUUGCCCCCUUAACGCGCCUUCAGCGUUACAUCUUGCUCUUGGAGAGUGCCGAGAAGAAGAUGACGUCUGAGAACGAAGAAAAGACAAACUUGGCCAAGGCCAUUCAGGAAAUCAAGGUAGUUACUCUCGAGUGUGAUGCCAAGGUUGCAGAGACCAACAAGAGAGUGGAAAUGAUGGAACUGGAUCGUAAGCUUGUCCUACGCCCCGGCUUCCAGUCUGUCCUGAACCUCGACCACCUGGGCCGUGCGCUCAUCAUGCAGGGCGACCUACAGCGUCUCGGAAACAAGGGCAUGCGCUGGGUUGACACGCACGCAUUGCUCUUUGAUCACUACCUGAUUCUUGCCAAGAUUGUUCUCAACAAGGAUGGCCGUGGGGAGGACAAGUAUGAUGUCUCCCGUGAGCCUAUUCCCAUGCCUCUCUUAUUCUUGGAGAGCAUGAACGAUGAGCCGAUUGUUAAGCAAAAGGGUAUUACAGCACCUCUGACUCGAACGGCGCCUGCAACAGCUAGCGGUGCGCAGCUUAGCAAAGUAUCGAGCAACGGCGGUAGACCUACUCUAGAGCACACAAACACGAGCUCGUCAUUCAAUACCUUGUCGCCGGCCCCUUCAAACGACCCCGACAGUAAGAUUCUGUACCCAUUCAGAAUCAAGCACCUUGGCCAUGAUGUCUAUACACUCUACGCGCCGUCUGCACAAGACAGACUAGCAUGGUGCACCAAGAUUGUGGAAGCCAAGACGAUGCACGCCAAGGCCCUCUUCUCACAAAAUGCUGAGCCUUUCCGCCUGCGCGUUCUGGCAGAUGCCUCGUUCCAUUACGAUGCUUCCUCUGUCCAUGCAAAGAUUACGUCCGUCCCUGUCAGAGGUACUCCGCUUGACCGCGCCAUUCAGGAGCUAGAGGCAGUUCUUGGUCCUGCUCAAGGCACAGGACCUGUCUCACGCACGCAAGUCAACUGUGCCGCGGGCUUCUCCGCCUUUGGCAAGUCCUUUAUUGCCAUUGGUACAGAGUAUGGUGUCUUCAUCUCGGACCCUACUAACCCACGAGGAUGGACAAAAUCGGUGACGGCGGCGCGCGUAUCGCAAAUGGCCAUCUUGGAAGAGUUCAACGUGUGCUUGCUCAUUUCUGACAAGUCGCUCAUCUCGUACCCCUUGGAUGUCAUUGCGCCAGUGUCCGACUUUGCACCUCCUGGAAGUGACUCGGCGCGCCGUGCGCCCCAGCGACUAGCCAAGGAUGUAUCGUACUUUGCCACGGCGAAGAUGAAGGACCGCACACUAGUGUUUUACAAGCGCAAGGAAGGCUUGCACACAUCGUUCAAGGUUCUGGAACCACUGUACCACAAGGCUUCGGAGAAGAAGACACGCCUCUUUGGUGGCCGCAAGUCGGCCGGUGGCAGUACGGACACGUUCCGCGACUUUGACGAGUUCUUCUUCCCAACAGAGUGUUUCUCGCUCAGUGUUUUCCAGACGUACAUUGCUGUUGCCACGGCCAAGGGUAUCGAGAUGCUUACACUGGACAAGAAGCAGCCCAUGUCGAUCCCAGACCUUAAGGCGCCAGCAAUUGCCAAUAUUGCCAGCCGUAUUCGCGACCAGCGCCCGCUCGGCAUGUUCCGACUAAACGAGAAUGAGUUCCUCUGCACGUACGAAGACUGUGCUGUGUACGUCGACAAGCACGGCGAUGUUAGCCGCACUCUCAUCAUGGAGUACACUGGCAAGCAGAAGAAGGCUCGCGGCGCCACCAUGUACGGCCAGUAUCUGCUGCUCUUCAACGAGGACUAUGUGGAAGUACGCAAUGCUGAGAAUGGUCGUCUGCGCCAGAUCAUUGCCGGUCGUGAUGUUCGUGUUAUCGACUACGGCAUCCGCGGCCCAACUGGUGGUAACGCCAUGCAGACUACGCUUGGCCAUCACGGCGGAACGGCGGGUGAUACCAGCAAGGGCACGGUGAAGAUUGCCAUGGCGCACCCCGAGAUUUCGGGACGCCAGAUUAUCUUGGAAAUGCUGCUUAAUGACGGGCAUGCGGAGGGUAAAUAGAUGCCUUGGUAUCAGGGGUGUGUGGGAGGUAAAUAUAGUGAUGGAGAUAUGAAUUGGUUGAUGAUGAUUAUUUGCUUGACCAUAUUUAGGAUAUGGGACUUUAUUUUUGAUACCCCCUUUUUGUCUAAGGGCUGAGCUCGGGCUCCGAGAGGUGUUUGGUGUAUGGAGGGGUGCUGGGAUAUAUAUUCUUAUGGCAUCAUAUAAUAUAAUACAUGAAUUACCUACCG
Molecule: messenger RNA, 5717 nt
Organism: [Torrubiella] hemipterigena
Lineage: Eukaryota; Fungi; Ascomycota; Sordariomycetes; Hypocreales; Clavicipitaceae
Source: the annotation of a GenBank genome assembly